AAAGUGAUUUUCCAAAGCAAACGCGAACCGAAAUCAGCUAAAACAGUUUUAAUUUUUUGUUCGAAGAGUGCGCUUUGUGCUGCGGUGCCAAAGCGUCUUGAUUUGAAAGUGGAGUCAUUUAAGACGGCUUGACUGUGACAAACAGCAAAAUAGAUCGAUUCGGCGCGAGUGUUUGUUUAUAAAUGCUUAUAGUUUUUUAAAAUAUUAUAAUUAAUUAUCUGAAAUUAUUAACUUUUAAACAAAAUAGUGCUUUAAGAAAUUAAGCACGCUAUGUCCAAUAAGUGAUCGAUUUAAUUAAAUAAAAGUGGCGCGUUUACUUUUUAAUAAUUUGUAUGGUUUUUUACAAAAUUCGUAUGUAAAGCGUACCUUUCCGAAAAACAAAAUACCGAACUGUAAAUAUUCAAUAAUUUUAAAAAUAAGUGCAUUUUAAACAGAAGUAAUAAGAAAACACUGCCAAAAUGUUUGAUGUAUUCGGCUCCGUUAAGGGGCUUCUGAAAAUCGAUCAGGUCUGCAUCGAUAAUAAUGUCUUUCGCAUGCAUUACAAAGCUACUGUAAUCAUAUUGAUUGCAUUCUCUCUACUGGUCACUUCUCGUCAGUAUAUUGGUGAUCCAAUUGAUUGUAUCGUGGAUGAAAUUCCUUUGGGUGUUAUGGAUACCUAUUGCUGGAUUUACUCGACAUUUACGGUGCCAGAACGUUUGACUGGUGUCACUGGACGCGAUGUUGCACAGCCAGGUGUGGGACCGCAUAGAGAAGGGGUGGAUGAAGUGAAAUAUCAUAAGUACUAUCAGUGGGUUUGCUUUGUAUUAUUCUUCCAAGCCAUACUAUUUUAUGUACCACGUUACUUGUGGAAAUCGUGGGAAGGUGGUCGUCUUAAGAUGUUGGUUAUGGAUCUCAAUAGCCCAAUUGUGAAUGAGGAAUGUAAAAACGAUCGCAAAAAAAUAUUAGUCGAUUACUUUGUGGACAAUUUGAAACGACACAAUUUUUAUGCAUUCCGUUUUUUCGUUUGUGAAGCUAUGAAUUUUGCUAAUGUUAUUGGACAAAUAUUCUUCGUGGACUUUUUCUUGGAUGGCGAAUUCUCUACAUAUGGUAGCGAUGUAUUGAAAUUCACCGAAAUGGAGCCUGAUGAACGUAUUGAUCCCAUGGCAAGAGUCUUUCCAAAAGUAACAAAAUGCACCUUCCACAAAUACGGUCCUUCUGGCUCGGUGCAGAAAUUCGAUGGUCUUUGCGUGUUGCCAUUGAAUAUUGUCAACGAGAAAAUCUACGUGUUCCUGUGGUUCUGGUUCAUCAUUUUAAGUAUUUUGUCCGGAAUUUCCUUAGUGUACCGUGUUGCUGUCGUGAUGGGUCCAAAAUUGCGUCAUUUGCUAUUACGUGCACGUUCACGCUUGGCAGAAAGUGAAGAAGUCGAAUCGGUAUCGAAUCAGUGUAAUAUUGGUGAUUGGUUUUUGCUUUACCAAUUGGGUAAAAAUAUUGAUCCAUUAAUUUAUAAAGAAGUGAUAUCAGAUUUGUCGCGUGAGUUAGGUGGUACUAAACAUAGUGGACAAAAAGAACGUUUUGAUGCUUAGGGGGGGAUGCAUAUAAAAUAAGUUAAGUUGAAAGUUAAUAGAUGAAAAUGGGGAAAGAGGAAGUUUAAGAUGAAGUGUUAUUUCUUUAGAGUAUUAUGAAAUUAAAAUCAUAUUAUGUUUAGUAAAGGUUUUUUGAAUGAAUUUUUAUAUAAAACAAAAAUUUUUUUAGUUAAACGCAUUUUUAGAGAAGCUGUAGUACAAAAAUAGUAAAAAAUAGUGAAAAAAUGUUCAAAAUGAAUAUAGAAGUAAAUAUUUUUAAACUAAUAGAACUCAACAGAAAUGAAAACAGUAACAAAUUAAUUAAACUCAAUACUUGAGCAGUGCACAACAAGCCAACCAACACAUUUACGCAGUAUUCCCCCCGGUAUUACGCAAAAUUUCGAAUAUUUUUACUUCUUUUUAUUUUGAAUAUUUGGCGUAACUCCAGUGAGCAAAUUUAUCAGUAGCAGCAGCUGUAUCCGGUUUUGAGUGAUUGAGUAAGAGAACGAGUGAGUUUUGUUACAAUCUUUAGGGCUCUUUGCGCUCCCACUCUCUGCAUGUUUUUCUCUCCUGCUGCUUGUUUAAAAGCAGCGUUGCAUUUUAUGUAGUACUGCUCCAGUACUUUUCAAUAUAUUUUAAAUUAAAACCAAUAUGGCUGCGCAUGCAUUUUAUCUCGCUGCCUAAGUGCAACACCAACAAUUACAUACAUAAUAAUGAUGCAAUGUUUUUGUUGCAGCUGCAUGCAACCUGAAUUACACCUAUUUUCAGCAUUUAUCCCCUAUAUCAUCACAGUGUACAUAUGUAUGUAUAUUAUAUAUAUUAUGUACGCUGAUUCAUAGUAGUCAGCAUAGUCAACGUCAGAUAAAUGUGCAAAGCAUUUUGGCUUCUUACUUUGCGCUUAGCGAUUUGAGUUUCUUGCUGUGUAAGCUGUUUCCAAGUGAAAUUGGUAACUCGAACUUUAUAUAUUUUGUUAAACUGGUUAAACAGGCUUAAAUUUUUGUCGUUUGAUGUACACACAAUGCAGCAAGUUCAAGACUCGGCGAGCCAAAGAAGAUGCUACACAGAUUUUAUUGGUCUUUGCUCUUGUUUUAUUUGCUCGCAAUAAUUGCCAAGUAUAGAUUUUUUGAGUGUAUGAUUGUUUAAAAAUGUUGUAGCCAAGAAUGAAAUACAAGUUGAUGUUGGCUACCUGUGUUGAAACAACAGGUACUAAGGCAGACUAAGGCAGGGAAGCAUUUAUAGUUUAGGGAUUAAUUUGAAAAGGAAAAAAAUGCUGCUUUGUUCUGUAAGAAAUUUUGACAGUUUUAUGUGAGAACUAAAAUAUAUGAACUUUAAAUUCAGGUAGUACCAAUAUGAAUAGGAUUAGUUUCCUCUUCGCACACUCAAAAAAAAAAUUUUUUAGGUAGCACAUAGAUCUCAUAUUAGUUAAACAAUUAACUUGGUUAUUUUGAGCAAAAGUAUUGAGGAAUUUUCGAAGUUUUGCAGUUUUGAGCUUUAUUAGUUUAAAAAUAUAAGUAAUACUACAUGCUUCUAGGAAAAAAAGUACAAUUUUUAGAAAACUAAAAACUAAAAACUAAAAAGACAACGAAAAGACAUAGGUCAUACUCCUAAAGUUUAGAACGGUUUAAAGUGUACCAAUUUUAAGCACAAGAACUGUUAUAAGUUUUUGUGAGAAUGUCACUUUAAUUUGUUCCAAACUUUCAGUUACUUUAUUUUAUAUAUACUGAAUUAAUAAAAAAAAAAUAUUAAACAGUUAAUUACUUGAAAUUAUAUUAAAACAACUAAAAACGAUCAUUCCUAAAGGGCAAUAUUUUUGGGCUCUAGAAAUAUUAAAAAAAAAAAUAACUUAUUUGCAUAUUUUGCCUGCCAUAUACCUAUUAAAUAAUAUAGCAUAGCCUUAAAAAUCCGCACAUGCAUUAACUCAACAACGUUACAUUCACAUAAUAAUUAUGUUCAUAUUAUUUACAUACAUAUAUACACAUGUAUGUAUGUAUAUAUAUGUAUGUAUGUUCUGAACUUUAACUAAAAUACUACAAAAUUAGUUUUCCGUGUUAAGUAAAGCAGCAUUUAACUUUUUUGAAUAUUUUUUGAAUAAAAAGAGUAGUUGCAAUAUUUCCGUCUGACGCUGUUAUCUUAUCGCACACUGUAAAGGAGAACUUAAAAUAAAACAAGCAAAUUUUUGAAAUUUUGAAAUCAUUAUAAUUUUUUUCUUUUCCUUUUGAACAAAGUAUAUGGCACUAAAAAACAUAUUUGAUUAAAAUUUUAAUUUAAAAUGAUGUGCUAACGUCGAAAGUCUAACAUCAAACACCACAAAAACAAAAACAAAAACAAUAACAAAAACCAAAAAAUCAAGUACACGUACAAUUAAACUGUUAUAUGUGCUGUUAAAUAUAUCAUUGACAACAGUUUGCACGUAAAUGAUCUUGAUAAAGUGUUAUAAUUUUUAUUGUACGAGUAUACACUUUUGUUGAUGCCAAAAUUAUUAAGUAAUAAAUUCAAAAUUAAAAAAUAAAAACAAAAAACAAAAAGCAAACAAUCGUCUCAACUGCGGCAAAUUAGUGUGCGGUCAAAUAUUAAAUUGACAACAAUAAAAGAGUAACAGUAUAACAGUAACAUAUAUUUGACAUUAUAUUCUCUGCUAGUUGCAAACAUAAUAAGCUACAAAAAAGUCCGCACUUUAUUACUGUAAUUUAUGUGCUAUUUGUCUCAUUUAUGUUGUUUUUGUUUUUGUUUUUGUUGUUAUUGUUGUUGUUGUUGCAAGCUAAGCUCAUUCACUUAUGCGUAGGUGAGCGGCGUGUGUGCUUAUUUCCUUCUAAUUACAAUAAGUGAGUAUAGUAGCAGCACACAGUAUAGUUUAUUGUGCUAAAUAAAAUUAAUUUUACUCUCAAUUAGUGAUGAUGUAGUAAACAUACAUAUAUGACAACAAAA
Molecule: messenger RNA, 4466 nt
Organism: Teleopsis dalmanni
Lineage: Eukaryota; Metazoa; Arthropoda; Insecta; Diptera; Diopsidae
Product: innexin inx2
Exons: 1
Coding region: 459-1562 (367 amino acids)
Biological process (GO): phototransduction
Cellular component (GO): plasma membrane; gap junction
Molecular function (GO): gap junction channel activity
Source: RefSeq, a predicted model, not a curated record